Messenger RNA from Andrographis paniculata, 2598 nucleotides. RefSeq names its product trans-resveratrol di-O-methyltransferase-like. Gene Ontology annotation, biological process: methylation. NCBI's taxonomy places the organism in Eukaryota, Viridiplantae, Streptophyta, Magnoliopsida, Lamiales, Acanthaceae. Gene Ontology annotation, molecular function: S-adenosylmethionine-dependent methyltransferase activity; protein dimerization activity; O-methyltransferase activity. The transcript has 3 exons. The record is from RefSeq and is a predicted model, not a curated record. Bases 1 to 1290 code for a protein of 429 amino acids.
AUGUUUGAUUUGUAUUUAUUUAUACUUACUGAUGAUUACAGAAUUGCUGAGGAACUCAUGUUUUGUCUACCUGUUGAUCAACAAAAUUAUAUACAUUAUAUAUUAUGUAUGCUGGGCAAAAUGCAAAUUUCAAAUUCCAAGUCAGAAAUGGUGCUUAUCGGCGCUAACGAUGCAGAAGGAAGCUCCGGCGAACUCGCCGGAGCACGGCUUGAUAUUUUGAAUCCCAUACUCGGCCUGGCCAAGUCGAUGUCUCUUCGCUGCGCGGUUCAGCUCCGAAUCCCCGACAUCGUCCACCGGCACGGCGAACCGGCGCCGCUCCGGCAUCUCGCCGCCGCCCUCGGCAUCCACAGUGUCAAUAAGGUUCGCUGUCUUCACCUCCUGCUGCGAAUUUUAACCCAGUCCGGAUACUUAACGGAGGUCCGAAUCUCCCCGGCGGCCGGCGGGGAUGAGGAAGAAGAUAAAGUGGGAUACUUGCUUACUCCGUCGUCCCGUAUUCUCCUCGCCGGCGACCGUUUCAGCCAAGCUCCAUUCGUGCUGUCCUUUCUCAGUCCGGUUCUGAUGAAUCCAUGGGAGUCUUUGAGCAGAUGGCUGGAGGACGACGAGGCGUCGGCGGCGACGGCGACGCCGUUUGACAUGGCCAACGGGAGGAGCAGGUGGGACGGGGAAAGCAGCAGCGAGCAGGCGGCGGCGGCGGCGUUUGACCUCCUGUUUAAGGAGGCGAUGGCGAGCGACGCGCGGCUGGUGGGUGAUGUUCUUGUUAGGGAUCGGAGAGGAUUGUUGGAAGGGUUGGAGUCGAUGGUGGAUGUCGGAGGAAGCACCGGAGAGCUGGCCAAGGCAAUUGCGGCGGCUUUCCCGGAGAUGCGCUGCACAGUUCUUGAUCUUCCGCACGUCGUCGGUGGCUUGGUAGGGAGCGGAAACCUGAAUUUUGUCGCCGGAGAUAUGUUUGAGUUUAUUCCUCCGGCGAGUGCAGUUUUGAUGAAGUGGAUAUUACAUUGCUGGAACGACGGUGAAAGUCUCAAAAUCCUAAAAAAAUGCAAAGAAGCAAUCCGAGGCCAUGGGAAAGGAGAAAAGGUGAUGAUCAUCGAGACGGUGGUUGACGAAAGCAGUGCCAAUCAAAACCAAAGGGCGUAUGAAACUCAACUUUUCUUCGACAUGGAGGAUUUAGUUCUCGUCCCUGGAAGAGAAAGGACCCAAAAAGAGUGGGCAAAACUAUUCCUUGAUGCUGGAUUCAGUGGCUACAAAAUCUUUCCAAUAUUGGGAUUUCGAUGUCUUAUUGAGGUAUAUCCAUGAUGGGUCAUACAGAAUUUGAGAGUUUUAAGCAAAAUUUAAGUUCGAAUAAGUCCACAAGAAUGGUGAGAAUCUUGUUUCUUGGGCAAAGAUUCUUUCUUUUCAGUUUCAACAUUUGUCUUUAAUGCCGAUUGAAUCAUUCUUGUAAUUGAAUUUUGGGCAAUUGAACUUCAAUCACCUCUUGUUGUCGUGGCAUUCGACAAUGGAUUAUGUACACGGUAAGUAUUCUUUCAGCAGCUUCACUGAAACAAACAAUAAAUGGGAAUGCUGAAAAGAAAAUUGGGAAGAAAAAGAGGAUUCACAAAAACGAAGAAAUUAGAAAUGGCAAAAAGAGACAAGGCAAGGGCAAGGAUGAGACAGCGGUAAAAACAAGAGGCGCCUACAAUUUAAGAAGACAAGGCAGAGGAAAUUAUGGCCUUUAGUUUUACCCAAGUUUUAACCUUUUCGCUUUGUCCACAUCUCUCUCUCUCCCACACCCUUUCCUGUUCCUCGUGAUUCGUGUUGCCCGCGCGUUCUCUCUCUGUCUCUCUCUCUUCUCUGAGACACACACCCCAAUUACAUUACAGAUAGGAGUGAGUUUCCAUGAGUAAGAGCUGUUUGUCUGGCGCUCUGUCUCUCCCUGUGUCCAAAGGGGAAUAAAAAGUGUAUUUAGACUGUGUCUCACCCAGAAAAUCCUUUUGAACGAAUACUGUGUAUGUGAAUCUGUAUGUGUUCAUACUCCUGCUGCAAUUUACACUGCCAUCUCCACCCCUACCCCCACCCCAACCCCCUUUGGCUAAUUUGGGUUCUCUGAAAGCAAGCUUCUGUCCAUGGCUGUGACAUUACUUGUUCAACUAUAUUUUCUGGGAACAUUGGGUUUUCUUCCUAAAGGUGUCGAAAUGGCUGUGCUGCUUCAUACUCAAGAGUUUGGAGCUUUUCAACGCUUACAUGGAUAGUAUGCCUCCGUAGGGAAAGAUCGAUGUAGAUUGAUAAAUAUAUCUUCAUUGACUCAAGUAGGGAAUGAAGCCAUUGGUCCGCGAAGCAUUUUAGCUAAUGUAACAUAUCAUCGUCGAGAAAUCUUAUAACAAGAUCCACAUGAUAACAGUUUUGCAUAUUCGGGUGCUCUAAAAUUUGAAAUUAUUCCAAUGUUUCAAAUUAGCUCGAUCCAUCGCAUGCAUGGAUACGUGCAGGUAGAAAGAAGUCUAUUUUUUCAUUGCCCAUUAACCAUAUGAUAGCCACAUAGAAUUCAUCUAAGCUAUAAAGUUAUCAGGGUUUGUAUAAGCCAUUUGCUUGGUCGGAAAUGAUUACAAAGAUAUUACAAUUGUGGAUGAA